AAUCCGCGAAAAAUGGUUUUAAGACAAAUAAAUCUAAUAAUUGAGAUAGACGACGGAAUAAUUCAAGACUACAAUGUCAUCAAUAUCAACGACGUUCGUUUAAAAGACCCGGAAGUUCAGCGGAUCUGCACUGACAAGAAAAUCUCCAAAUGUCCUCAUUGCUUGAACGAUUCGGAAAUUAUUUUGUAUCUCACCGGAAUCUCAGGCUCAGUUGACUACUUGGAGGAACACGAUGAAAUUAAAUUGGAAGAAGAAGCGCAAAUGCUCUGGAAAACGAGUGACGAGGAAAUCGCGAUGGCUGAACCGAAAAAUUGAGGAAAUUUCAAGAAAUUCAGCAAAAAAUCCUUCACGAGAGCAAAAAUAUCAAGAAGCCCUGAUACGAGGAGAUCAUUGCUGCUGUUUGUGUGAUAAAAAAUUCAAAAAUAGUGCUGCUUUGAUAGCACACAAGAAAACCUGUACAGGUCUUGAUAUCCGAUGCGAACUCUGUGGGGAUCAAUUUGAGAGUCGAAAAAAACUUUCGAAGCAUUUUAACGUCGCUCACAACAAAAUGAACCACGUUUGUUUCGUUUGUGGCUCGGCUUUCAAGCAAAAAUGGCUUUUGGAGGAACACAUUGCGAGGCAUUCAGAUGCUCGUCCUUUCAAAUGUGACAUCUGCAAAAGUGCAUUUAGCAGCAAAGAAACCCUCAAAAUUCACAUUCACUCGAAGCAUCUUCCGAAUUUCGUGGGUCACAAAUGCACAAUGUGCGACAAAUCGUAUGCCACGAACUCGAAAUUGAAGCGACACAUGAAAUCGCGACAUCAUGUUGAUGGGACGUUCAUUUGCGGAAGCUGUUCGGUUGCUUUUGGCACGGAAGGAGCGUUAGAUAAGCACAUGAGGAACAUGCACACGCCAAUGGAUCAAAAGACGCGGUAUAAAUGCUCGUUUUGCAUGCACACGAGCACGAGUCAGUCGCGAAUUCAGGAACACGAAUUGGGGCACAGCGACGAGAGUAAGUGGCCUUUUAGUUGUGUGACGUGCGGAAAGCGAUUUGUGCAGAAACACAGCUUGGAAAGGCAUCAGACGAUUCAUUUGGGAAUAAAACCGUUUUCGUGUGAAAGUUGUGGGCAAAGUUUUCGUCUGAGUUAUCAAUUAAAGGCACAUUUACAAACGCAUCAAACGGAUUCGAAGCCAUUUCAGUGCAUGUAUUGCAGUAAAAGUUACCGAGAUAAAACGUCUUUUAACAAACACGUGGAGAGUCAUUAUGUGAAAAAUGAAGAAGAAAGCGAAAAUGUACAAAAAUUAUAAAAAAAAAA
Culicoides brevitarsis is the source of this 1293-nucleotide messenger RNA. Its product is annotated as gastrula zinc finger protein XlCGF64.1-like. The transcript has 2 exons. Gene Ontology annotation, cellular component: nucleus. Gene Ontology annotation, molecular function: RNA polymerase II transcription regulatory region sequence-specific DNA binding; DNA-binding transcription factor activity, RNA polymerase II-specific. NCBI's taxonomy places the organism in Eukaryota, Metazoa, Arthropoda, Insecta, Diptera, Ceratopogonidae. The record is from RefSeq and is a predicted model, not a curated record. The coding region runs from base 233 to 1285 and encodes 350 amino acids. Gene Ontology annotation, biological process: regulation of transcription by RNA polymerase II.